Callithrix jacchus (white-tufted-ear marmoset) is the source of this 4359-nucleotide messenger RNA. It is a transcript of the gene NYAP1, whose product is annotated as neuronal tyrosine phosphorylated phosphoinositide-3-kinase adaptor 1. Gene Ontology annotation, biological process: neuron projection morphogenesis; phosphatidylinositol 3-kinase/protein kinase B signal transduction. The record is from RefSeq and is a predicted model, not a curated record. NCBI's taxonomy places the organism in Eukaryota, Metazoa, Chordata, Mammalia, Primates, Cebidae.
ACUUUGAGCCCAGACGGUGGAACGAGGUUCCAAGGGGAGGCGGCCGAGACCCGGCGAGCCAACUCGGGUGCUCUCCGGGCACCUGGGGGCGGCGGGGAAUGGGGGUGCAGCCGCGGGAGCAUGCCCCCUGCUGGGCAGAGCCGCCGCCCGUCCCGCUCCCCACCCUCGGAGCCCCUCGGCCCGGAAAGCGGCCCCCCCUGCCGGCCUCAGCGCCUCACUGCACCCCGGGCCCAGCAGCCGCAGCAUGGGCCCCGGCCCGACGCUGAGUGCCGACCAGGGGCGCGCCGGGUGCACGGGGUGCACGGGCCCCAGGCUACCGCUGGGGGGCGCCGCUGCUUGCCGCUCCGCCGGGGCCUGGGAAACCCAACCCAGCACCGCCCGGCCGGGCAGGGGGCGAGGGGCGGCGAGGACCGGACGCCUCAAGGCCAGGACGGGUUGGCGCCGGGCCCUCAGAGCCCCACGACCUUCUUCCGAAUCUGCCCCCGCAGGCUCCGCCGCUCCCGCGCCUCGCGCCCCAGCCCCGCGGCCCCGCGGCGCCGCGCGGCACGGCCACUCCCGCUCCGUCCUUGGAGGGUGUGGAAGGGUGGGUUUGGGGCCGGGGGCGGGUCUGGGGGCGGACCCGGAGGCGGGGCUGUCUCUGCGGCAGGGCCCAGCUCCGCUCCCCCCGGUCUGUCUCUGUCUCCCUCCUCCCUCCUCCUGCUCCGGGCGGAGCCCGGCAUGGGGGGGCCGGCGCCCGGCAGGCCAGCGUCCCCACCCUGCCCUUAUGAGAUCCCCCCACUACAAGCCCAAGAUGAAGGGGAGAGUCUGACCAUCUCCCCUUUCCCCAGUGGGGUGCAAUUGGAUCCGGGACCCAGGGAGGGCCGCCCCCCGGGCCUGGUGGCACUGAGCAGGGCCCCCCAGCCCCCACCUCCUGCCCCACGAGAUGAACCUCCUCUACCGAAAAACCAAGCUGGAGUGGAGGCAGCACAAGGAAGAGGAGGCCAAGAGGAGCUCCAGUAAGGAGGUGGCCCCCGCAGGCCCGGCUGGGCCCGGGGCUGGACAGGGGCCUGGGGUCCGAGUGCGGGACAUCGCCUCGCUGCGGCGCUCCCUCAGGAUGGGGUUCAUGACGAUGCCUGCCUCCCAGGAGCACACCCCGCACCCCUGCCGCAGCGCCAUGGCCCCACGCUCCCUCUCCUGCCACUCAGUGGGCAGCAUGGACAGUGUCGGGGGUGGCCCCGGCGGGGGCGGUGGGGGCCUCACAGAGGACAGCAGCACCCGAAGACCCCCUGCCAAGCCCCGGAGACACCCCAGCACCAAACUCAGCAUGGCGGGGCCGGGGUCUGGGGCAGAGACGCCCCCCAGCAAGAAAGCAGGCUCACAGAAGCCAACCCCGGAGGGCCGAGAGUCCAGCCGGAAGAUUCCUCCGCAGAAGCCCAGGCGAAGCCCCAACACCCAGCUCUCUGUCUCCUUUGAUGAGUCCUGCCCCCAAGGCCCCUCUCCUCGAGGGGGGAACCUGCCUCUUCAGCGCCUCACUAGGGGGUCCCGAGUAGCUGGGGACCCUGAUGUGGGUGCCCAGGAAGAGCCUGUGUACAUUGAGAUGGUGGGGGACGUCUUUAGGGGAGGAGGACGAAGUGGAGGAGGCCUUGCUGGGCCCCCUCUUGGGGGUGGGGGCCCAGCCCCUCCAGCGGGCGCCGACUCAGACUCUGAAGAAAGUGAGGCCAUCUAUGAGGAGAUGAAGUACCCGUUGCCGGAAGAGGCUGGGGAAGGCCGGACCAACGGCCCUCCUCCAUUGACGGCAACAUCCCCGCCACACCAGCCUCACGCCCUUCCAACCCAUGCCCACCGCCGCCCAGCUUCAGCCCUCCCGAGCCGGAGGGACGGGACGCCCACCAAGACCACUCCUUGUGAAAUCCCUCCCCCCUUCCCCAACCUCCUUCAGCACCGGCCUCCACUCCUGGCCUUCCCCCAACCCAAGUCUGCUUCCCGAACCCCUGGCGAUGGGGUCUCGAGGCUACCUGUCCUCUGCCACUCCAAGGAGCCAGUCGGCUCCACCCCAGCUCCCCAAGUGCCUGCACGGGAGCGGGAGACGCCUCCCCCACCGCCUCCACCUCCUGCUGCCAACCUGCUGCUGCUGGGACCAUCGGGCCGGGCCCGGAGCCACUCAACACCAUUGCCACCCCAGGGCUCUGGCCAGCCCCGGGGGGAGCGGGAACUCCCCAACUCCCACAGCAUGAUCUGCCCUAAGGCGGCGGGGGUGCCGGUAGCACCCCCUGCCCCGGCCGCCUUGCUCCCCGCCCCCCCCAAGGACAAGGCUGUGUCUUACACCAUGGUGUACUCGGCGGUCAAGGUGACCACACACUCCGUCCUGCCCGCCGGUCCACCCCUGGGUGCUGGGGAGCCGAAGACGGAGAAGGAGAUCUCAGUCCUCCAUGGGAUGCUGUGUACCAGCUCGAGGCCCCCCAUGCCAGGGAAAUCCAGCCCCCACGGUGGGCCCAUGGGCGCGACAGCUGGGGUUCUCCACCACCGAGGCUGCCUAGCCUCCCCCCACAGCCUUCCAGACCCAACUGCAGGCUCCCUGACCCCACUGUGGACCUACCCAGCUACAGCAGCUGGGCUCAAGAGACCCCCUGCCUAUGAGAGCCUCAAGGCUGGGGGGGUGCUGAAUAAGGGCUGUGGCAUGGGGGCCCCAUCCCCCAUGGUCAAGAUCCAGCUGCAGGAGCAAGGGACUGAUGGGGGUGCUUUUGCCAGCAUCUCCUGUGCCCAUGUCAUCGCCAGUGCAGGGACACCAGAGGAGGAAGAGGAGGAGAUGGGCGCUGCCACAUUUGGAGCAGGCUGGGCCCUGCAGAGGAAGGUCCUCUAUGGAGGGAGAAGAGCAAAGGAGUUGGACACAGAGAUCGAGGACGGUGCCCGUGCCUGGAAUGGCAGUGCCGAGGGUCCAGGCAAGGUAGAGCGUGAGGACAGGGGCCCUGUGACAUCGGGGAUCCCAGUGAGGAGCCAGGGGGCAGAGGCCCUGCUGGCCAGGAUCCACCAUGGAGGAGACCGAGGAGGGAGCCGCACCUCGCUGCCCAUUCCCUGCCAGACCUUCCCUGCCUGCCACCGAAAUGGAGACUUCACGGGAGGCUACCGCCUGGGGCGCUCAGCCUCCACCUCCGGAGUCCGGCAGGUCUCGCUCCACACCCCCCGGCCUUGCAGCCAGCCCAGGGAUGCCCCGAGCCAGCCCCACCCCGCGCUGCCGCUGCCGCUGCCGCUGCCGCUGCCACCCCAGCCGGCCCGCGAGCGCGACGGGAAGCUGCUGGAGGUGAUCGAGCGCAAGCGCUGCGUGUGCAAGGAGAUCAAGGCACGCCACCGCCCUGACAGAGGCCUCUGCAAGCAGGAGAGCAUGCCCAUCCUCCCUAGCUGGCGUCGGGGGCCCGAGCCCCGCAAAUCCGGCACCCCGCCCUGCCGCCGGCAGCACACGGUCCUCUGGGAUACCGCCAUCUGAGGCGGGCGGGGGGACGGGGCGCCUGGACUGGGGAGGGAGCAGGCACGCCUGGCUCUCUGGGGAGCCUCGCCUUGAGAGACAUUGAAGGACCACGUGGGAGAGUGCCAGGGAGAACCCCUGCCCUCCACCCUGCCCCCGGGAUGGGGAGAGUCUGCCAGGCCUAUCCGGCUUGGGGUGCCAACAGCGCUGCUGAGAAACUUGGAGGAGGAGGAGGGUUUGCUUGAGGUUGGGGCGAGGGCUCUGGCUGUUCUCCCUGCUGUGCAGUGGACACCCCUCCUCCUGAAUCAAGCCAGAGGUCAGCAUGGGGAAGGGAGGAAGGAAGGGAUGGGAGGAAGAGGUGGGUGGGUGAGCAGAAAGAGAGGGACUAGAGUGCCAGAGGGAGGAGCUCUUUUCUAGAGAGCCGGGAGUCGGGGAGGGGGUAUUUAUUUUGUUAUUUAUUUCAGUCUGGAGGGCGAUUCUGAGCCCUUCUGACCUCCUGAGCCGGAGUGGAGAAUCAGGGCCAAGUUUGCACUCUCCCCAAUGCCAAUGCCUAAAGGCCCUGCCAUCCACACCACCCAACAGCCAAGGAGCAAGGAGGGGUCCGCAUGGGGAGUGGACCUAGAGAAGAAGGGGCCCAGGGAAGCAGACGGCUCAAGUCCAUUCACAGUAUUCACAAUUUGCCAGAAUUUGGUAGUCAGUGUGGCCUGCUCUGAAUCAGGCAUCUUAUUUAGUUCUGGGGUGAGGGUCUAGCGCCAGGGAUGGGUGGGAUGAUGGGGAGGAAGAGGGAAAUUUUUGUGGGUGGGGGUGGGGUGGGCAGGGUAUUUAUUUAAAUUUUAAAAAAAACACAGAAGAGAUGUCAGGAACUUUUUUUUAAUUCCUUUCUUUUCAGAAUAAUAUAUUAAAAGACUCAUGAUCCUAAA